AUGACGCACCGGGAGGCACCAUUUAUUAAUGUCACACUCGUUCCGAAAGAGAAGGCCGCAUUGACAGAGUCACAACAGCGAAUUACUCGCUCACAUGCCGCUCGCUCGGCGCAUGCCCGUGUCCGACAUCGGCGGAUGAUAGAGUAUCAGGCACAGAAGCGGGGGAGAAGAGACAUACGAGAAACUGUUAUGGGUAGUUAUCCGGGCCUCCCAGGAAGAGCACUGUCUGGGGUUUCCACAUUACUUUCGGCAGACAGGCGGGACCCUUUUCUUAGCUUUGCCAGGGGUUUAAACCCGAUAGAACAGUUCUUGUUUGAUCAUUAUAUCAACGUCGUCAUCCCUCUCAUGCGCUGCAAUGAGAGCGCAAUAUUCUUCGCGCAGCGCAUGAUCAGACUUUGGGUUCCCACUGCGAUCACAGAAUCAAGCCUUCUCGAUAUCAUCCUGCUUGCCGCAUGUCGUCACUUAUCUAUUGCAUAUAGACAGAGGUCGCAGGAACAGCAGCGUAUCUUCCAACAACUGACUUUUCAGUACAAGUCCCAGAGUCUGCAAGCACUAAGGCAUGCCAUCUCGGCUGAGAUGCCGAUGCUGACUGAUUCAACGGUCGCGAAAGCUAUAAUGCUUGCCUAUGAUGAAUUAUAUGUUCGAGAUGCAAAAAUGCUCAAGCACCACGUAGACGCAGCCGUGGAAAUGGUCACGCUGAAAGGUGGGCCCCAGACACUAGGUCUUGAUGGACUCAUGGAGCAUUUCCUUCUAAAUUUGAUUACCAAGACGAGAGGCGACCUGGAACUUUCGGUCAGGACACCCUGGGAGGAAUAG
Aspergillus niger is the source of this 816-nucleotide messenger RNA. RefSeq lists its product as hypothetical. The record is from RefSeq and is a predicted model, not a curated record. The coding region runs from base 1 to 816 and encodes 271 amino acids. NCBI's taxonomy places the organism in Eukaryota, Fungi, Ascomycota, Eurotiomycetes, Eurotiales, Aspergillaceae. The transcript has 3 exons.